Messenger RNA from Bacidia gigantensis, 468 nucleotides. It is a transcript of the gene RPL23A, whose product is annotated as 60S ribosomal protein L23A. The record is from RefSeq and is a predicted model, not a curated record. The coding region runs from base 1 to 468 and encodes 155 amino acids. NCBI's taxonomy places the organism in Eukaryota, Fungi, Ascomycota, Lecanoromycetes, Lecanorales, Ramalinaceae. Gene Ontology annotation, molecular function: structural constituent of ribosome. The transcript is spliced from 4 exons. Gene Ontology annotation, biological process: translation; ribosomal large subunit assembly. Gene Ontology annotation, cellular component: cytosolic large ribosomal subunit; ribosome.
AUGGCGCCCAAAGCGGCUACGAAGAAGGCGCCUAUCGGAGGCAAACAUAAUAAAGCGGCCUCAGCAUCCAAAGCCGCCCUUAAGGGCGUUCAUGCAAACAAAGCACGCAAAAUCCGAUUUACAACCACCUUUCACCGUCCAAAGACCCUUCGUCAUGCCCGCGAUCCUAAAUAUCCUCGAAAAUCCAUCCCACACGAGCCGCGACUUGACCACCACAAAGUUCUCAUUCACCCGCUAAAUACGGAGAGCGCGAUGAAAAAGAUUGAGGAGAAUAACACAUUGGUAUUCAUUGUGGAUGUCAAGGCAAAUAAGCGGCAGAUCAAGACGGCGCUGAAGAGUCUCUAUGAUAUCGAUGUUGUGAAGAUUAAUACGCUAGUGAGGCCGGACGGAACAAAGAAAGCAUAUGCGAGGUUGACGACCGACGUGGAUGCGCUGGAUGUUGCUGCUACGAAGCUGAAUAUCGUGUGA